Phytophthora infestans T30-4 is the source of this 6168-nucleotide messenger RNA. RefSeq lists its product as uncharacterized. Lineage: Eukaryota; Oomycota; Peronosporomycetes; Peronosporales; Peronosporaceae. The coding region runs from base 1 to 6081 and encodes 2026 amino acids. Gene Ontology annotation, biological process: tRNA methylation. The record is from RefSeq and is a predicted model, not a curated record. The transcript has 2 exons. Gene Ontology annotation, cellular component: cytosol.
AUGGUCCGCAAGAAGAGGAAAGGAGUGAUUAAGGAGACGCAGGCAGACGGCGCUGUGGCCCCCAAUGGCGUAGACCUGCGUCUGGUACUGGCAGAUGUACCUGUGAACGCGGAACUACCCGCAGUGCUUGGUGGUGGCGACCUGACGGCGUGGUACGAGGCGCUGUGCUCAGCGAAAUACAGUCUCUAUGAGCAACUCAAGAUGUUGCAGCUAUUUCGGUCCAAGUGCAAAACUUCAAUCUGGCGACUGGUGUUCCGACUCAGCGUGGCUCCGCCCAUGUAUCCAUUGCGAAAGAACCUAGGGCUGAUCCUGGACGUCCUGGCACUGAGUGAGGCGUCUGAGUCCAGUAAGCUGCGUGUUGUAGCAGCCGAAGAGCUAAGAGCGUUUUUGGAUUCAUUGAGGACAGAAUCAGAUACUCAGAAUCAGACACCUGAGCAGCGCGUCGCUCUACUAGACCGCAUGCUGCACUUGGUGGAGUUCCCGUAUCUUGCUCGCAUCCUAGUGGAGAAUCCAGUGACUGGAGGGGAGAAUGGAGACGCUGAACAUCUGCUACAGUUCGUAACGUGCUGUGCAGACCAACUAGAAGCUCUAGGAGCCCCCAUUGUGGAGUACCAUGAAGCUAAUCAAGAGAGCGAGGAGAUCGAGGAAGACACCGAAGCUGCCGCCUCAACGAACGUCGUUUUGGCUGCUUCAGAGCGCUGUGGCCACGCUCUCAAGAGCGUAAUUGUAUUAGCGACGAUGAAGGAGAUUUUGGACAGUCGGUUGCAGCAGUGUCGAGGCACGAACUUGGACAAACUGACGGAGGCUUUCCUCCGUAUUGUGAGACACUGUGUCCUUCUGCUACAGACUAAUGUGGUACACAAAGAUCUACUCACACAAGCAGGCUUGGCGUACUGCUUGGUGCUGCGUAUGCUGCUGCAGCUGACGAUCAGCUCUAACGCAACGAAGCUACUGCUACAGACUGCGUAUCCAGAGCUGAGUAUCAUCAGGUCUGAUGCGUGCACUAACCCCCAGCUUCGAGCGCAUAUUGAGAAGGACGUGGAGACCUUUGGCGACCUGUCGAGACUCGCAGUGUGUCGUGGGUUGCUGAACAGCUUGGCUAAUCAAGAUCUAGCUCUUCCAGCGACGAAUCUCGGGCUGGAUGAUGACUCGAAGACGGAGCAGAGUGUACUGGACGCGAUCUUUACUGGAGUCCAGCAGUUCUGCGACCAGGAGUCGUACAACACGCGCUUGUUUGCGUUCCAGGUCCUCGAAGCGUUCCUCCGUCGUGCUGUGACGAUCUUACAGCAGCAAAAGAAAGACCGAGACUCCAGUGAUAAAUACCCAGCGGCAUUGGCAGUGGAGACGCUUACGAACCUCACGACUGCAGUGCUACUGAACUGGGAACACCCCUCGAAGAAGGUGAACCAGUUCAUGGCUACAGUAUUCGCUCAUAUCGUCCACUAUUUCGUGCUUUCCGAAGGUUUCCAGGACUGGAGUGACGCCAUCUUGUCACGGUUAGUAGAGCUCCCACCUACCAGCCGAGCCAAGUACGGGUCGCUCACGCUCUUGGUCGCUGAAGCUGGAGCCAAGCCUGUGCUUCAAGCGAGUCCAGCGCUGCUGUCGUCUCUGCUCUCGGCUGUGGGCCAAAAAGACUACGCUGCACCAGCCGCUGCCAAUUUGUUUGCACAGAUUCUCGACGAUCUCAGUGGAGGCAACAAGAGCAAGAAGAAGACAGACGAUGAGUCUGUGGCUGCGUGGCGAGAACUGUGGCUCCCGGAUGUGGUUAAAGUGCUGCUCUCAAGUGACGCCAAUCUACGCUCACGUGUAGCCAUGUACGUGAUUCCUCUGCUUUUGAAGAAGGACUCGGAUUGUGUCCCAGUGUUGAUCAAGCGGCUGCAAGUGGAAGCCACGAAGGAACAGGACGGAGACGCGGCUGACGUCGCUUUGUGGGCGGAGCUGGAAGUGCUGAAGUUUGCACGUAAGAAGAUGGCUCCAGAGAAGCUGGUUGGUGUGUCAAUGCACGAGAUUGAACGAGGGCUUCGUCACGCCAAGACAGAGACGCGAGGAACCGCUUUUGAUGCGUUGUGUGCGUCGCUCAAGUCGACUAGUAUGCCCUCGGACGAUGAGUUGCGCCUUGUCAAGUGCUAUUUAGUGGUAAACGGGAAGGAAAUCGGCCCUGCUGGCCGCAUGAACACGCUGAUUGGCCUCAAGACGGUUCUAAUUCGCAUCAAGGAGACCAUGCGUCUCGCCGGUAAGAAGUCUGUGUCUUCGGAGCACGCCGGGCGAGAUGAACUGGCGGCUGCUGUGUCGUUCAAGCACUGGGUGGAGCUUUUCGUCGUCUCUUCCGUCUAUCCUGGUGCUCUUCCUCAGCGAUUGACGUUGGGACUGGAGGUGCUUCUGCUGUACGUCCAGCUCUUCGGUCUCGAGUCAGAGUCUCCAAGUCUCUUGCGUACAGGACAAAUGGUGACGACGCUGCUCAACAUGCUCAUCAGUGCGUGGGAUUCAAUCCGGUCGCUGGCGUUCACAGUCCUCGACUUGUAUCCGGACGAACUUCCUGGCUACUCGACGCCUGAAGAACUCCGCACGCUCGUGGAUUGGGCUGUCGGUCUCUGUGGCAGCCCGCGUCAACGUGAGAGCGACGCUGGAGCCAUGUUCAUCCGGCUGUUGUUCCAGAAGUGCAGCGCAGCCAUGCAGCGCUACGGACUGACGCUCCAGCAGUCCGAACGUACUGCUACGGAAGCUUCCAGUACCAACCCCGACGUGGCGUUCGUUUUACAGCUGACACAAGUGAUUCUCUCGCGUAUUGAAGCGCUCAGCCCGGCUGAAAUCCGCCGAGGCGAGUCUCCGCUUGUGCAUGGCUUUCUACUGUCGCUACAUUACGUGCUCGACAACAUCGAUUUUGACACGCUCUCCAGUAGUGACGCUGCGCACUGGCCGGCUGCGAUGACGCAGAUCUUCGCCGCUAUUCACCAGUCGAUGCGCGCGUCGCUUGCUGUGGUCGGUGACGCGACGUCAGGCGCUGGGGAUAAAGAGCUGUCGGCUUCGUUUGCAGGUGUUGUGGGCGAGGUUAGUGCUGUGGCCAAGACGUCGAGUUCUGCGUUACGUGUGGACUGUCGCGGCCACUUGAUCGUUGAGAACGGCGAUGGACUGGAAGAGGAAGACGGGAACGCAGAGCAACGUGCUGUGGUGGGCAGCUGGCUGGCUGCUCGUGAAUGUGGCGCUAUCCUCGAGCUGCUGAUGCGUCGCGUACCUCUCCCGAGCUCCAACUCAACGUCAGAUAGCGUCACGUUCUUUACAGCGGAGAUGGCGCAGCGUGGAGGCGAGACGCUGCUGAACUCGCUGUUUGAGCUCAAGCACAAGGGCGCAGUUGCGACAGCGUACCAGGCGUUCGAAGGAGUCUGUCGCGCGUUCCUGGCGCACGGAGAGCAGAGCCUAGUGCUUGGAGGCUUGCCUGCUCGUUGGGCUGAUCGCUUACUGGAGCGCUUGGAGCGAUCGGAGCAGCACUUUAUCUUGCGUCGCAGCUCUGGCUUCGCGUUCAGCUUCGUGGCGAUUCUUCGUGCUGAGCCGCGUAACUCUGCUGCUGUGAUUCUGCCCAAGGUCAUGUCGACGCUGCUGCGUCUCGCAGGAGAAGACACGGACGCGGCGGAGAGGCGGGACACGCACCAGGAACACCACUCGCUGUGGCGUGCCAGAGUGCACGCGCUGAAUAUCCUCAAGCUCAUUUGCCAAGACGGCGUGCUAGCGGAAGAUGUGGCACGCUAUGUCGUGGACAUGUUCGAGCUGGCUGUGCGUGGCUUCGACUGCGGGUCAUGGGCUGUGCGCAACUCGUCCAUGAUGCUCUUCGCAGCGGCCACACAACGUGCGAUCGGCGACAAACGCAUCGCAGACGGAGGAACACACCAACAAGUCGCCAGCGACGACGUUUUCUCGCGUUUCCAGCAGCUGCGUGGCUUCCUGGCUCGUGAGCUGACUAAGUUAUUGACUGCCGACAAAAAGAGUAGCGCGCUGGGUGGAGCAGCGCCGCCUGGACUGUAUCCGCUGCUGCUGUUCUUGAGUCGCUUACGUCCUGGUGAUGAGGACGAUCAACGAGUAGCAGACGCUCCUGCGUCACCCUGUGACGGCUCUGGACUGGCCAGUUUUGUUCCUCUGGUGAUCAAGUGCGCGUCGCAGCCGACGAUGGCUAUCCGACACAUGGCCGCCAAGGUCGUGGCGUCUAUCGUGAGUGAUGCUGACGCUGCCUACGUGUUAUCCAUGCUCUGUGCCGAGCUACCUCAAGGCGUUCGCAGUGCCAAGGACCAGUCCGCUACGUCGCCCAUGUCACACAACUAUGUUCACGGAAUUCUGGCUCAAAUCCGCCAUCUAGCAACGAAAUAUUUGGCUGUUGGAGGUGGAGGAAAGAGAGCUACACCCGUGUCGAAGGACGCACAAGUGGCGUUCUUGGAGGUCGUUGUAGCCAAGUUACUGCCUUCUACGAUGUGGCUCUGGACAGGUCAGAAGGAGACCAUUAACCCUGCCAUCCGAGCCGAGAUAGUCGCCACUGUGGACGUGGUGUUGCGGUUCUACGCCGAGGACGCUUCUAAAGUGGCUGCAGUGCUAAAUGACGCAAGUAAGGACGCGUUUGUGCAGACUACGCAGCAGAUUCAAGCGGAAGUUGAACGGCAGCUGAUGCAGAGAUGCGACUCGGAUCGAGACGCUGCGGUGCUUGUGUCUACUCGACCGGGUAUGUACGUGCUGGAUCGCUCUUUAGUGGCGAUCUGGUUCAGCUUGUGGACGGGUCGGCAACUGGAUGCUCUUGUGAAGAAGAUGCUGGUGUCUAACGUGCUUCAGAUCCGCAAGAAGGCGGCCAAGCAGUUCGCGAACAAGCUGGUUAUUGACGGCUUUAGUUCGGAGGCUGUUGCUGAACUGCAGACGGUUUUGAUCACCCAGUUCUUGACCGAGACACACCCGAAGGUGCGAGCGCGACAGCUGCAGUUGCUGGUGCGUUGCGUGCUGCAUCAAGCGAUAGCAGAUACGCAGACGCAACGAGCGCAACUGCAGACCAAGUUAACGCAAAUGCUCGGCAUCUCGGCGGACACUCGAGUUUUAGCGCCGGUGUUGGAGCUACUCGCUCUCAUGGCGUCUCACCAGAACAGCGAGAAGGACGCGUUGUAUCUGACUUUGUCCAAGGAGAUUGAGCUGCGGUCCGACGAGAACCAGCCUCUGAUUCUCCGUCAAGCUGCUGCCUCUGUUCUCCAUCGUAGUGGACUUCUGCUCCUGCAUACGAAGCAGGACACAGGUGCUGAACUACCACUGACUGGAUGGAUGAGUGCACUGCGACUGCUUCAAGACGACGACGUGCGUGUGAGAGCGGGUGCGCGUCACGCAGUACAGAGUGCUCUUUUAGAGACAACGGAUACCACUACAGCCUCACUGUCUGAUGCGACGGUGCUGCCUCUAGCGGUGGAGUACAUGACUGUCUGCUUCGCGCGCACGGAGCACGGCGCGGCUUGUCUGGCCAAGGUGCUGUUCGAACUCGUCGACGCGCCCAGCGUGCUUACGGCUUAUGCCGGCGCUGCUGGCGUCAAGGCUCAAGACUGGGACGAUCUGUACCGCCGCAUCUUUGAGUCUGAAAGCAGCAACUACUUCGCUGAGCAAGACGUGCUGGCGCAGAACCUCGUGCACGCGUUGUUGGCGCGUACAGUUGAAGACGGCGAGGCGAUGCGUCACCUGCGUGAUCAAGUACUGACGGCUGUGGUUAGUGCGCUUUUAACUCUGAACCAAGAAGCGCAGCGUUCGGGUCAGUGGCUGGGAGGCAUCACGUACUACACGGACGUGUUCGCGCCUCUGUUUGGGCUUCUCGCCGCGGGUGUAGCCAUCCUGACGUCGUGUCAAGACACAGCCGAGCUGCAGUCUCUCGCAAAUCAAGUUCAGCAGCUCGCACAGGAAGCGUGUGGUAUUCACAGCAACGAUGAAGUUACGCAUCCUUUGAUGCUUCGGGCGCUUGAGUUGCUGGCCAACAAGGACCUCAAGAACUCGAUGCAAACAGACAGUGAACCGGUCCGAGAGCUGUUGUAUUUGACACCGUACUGGGCAGCUUUGACCGAUUCAUGGACAGCAUAGAGCUCCGCAAUGAUUUUAGAUAGACGCGGCGUGCUUUCAACAGUACAGCCCUGCACACCACAAUAAAGACGCCGUUGGUCAUGUCGA